UCAAGUAUGCUGUAUAUUUGCAUUUUACCCUUAAUACGACUUUCAAAUCUGACAACUCCUCUCAUUUUUACAAUGCAUAAGUCAGUUAUGACCAUGGUUGUCACGCCGGCCGACGUGCCACUGGUUGAACCUGGUUCAACCUAUACCGGUCAUAAAACCGGUAUGACACCACCGGUAUGAUCGGCAUGAUAGAUAUACGAAUCUCUAAGUAAAAUGAUCUUAUAUUAGUGAAUUUAUUUGAUAAAAAGUAAUUUAUUAUUUAUUUUAUGUGUUAAAAAGUUAAAUGUUGAUGUUAUUUGUUGGAUUCAAGUACAAAUAUUUAGGUAUUGACGUUAAAUGUCGUGUUUAAAUAUGAGUAUUUGUAAAUUAUUUGUAAUAUGAACCGGCAUGAAUCGGCACAAACCGGUAUGUACCACCGGUCGAACCAUUCCACUUGCUAAACCGGCACACUGGCACAAACCGGUUUGACAACCUUGGUUAUGACUCAAUCAAGACCUAUAUUAAUUUAUGAGUUGUGAGUCAUCAACGACAUGGUUACUACAACAUGGAUUUAUGUUUACGGUUUAUCCCAUCAAAAAUUUAUUUUGAUAAAGUUUCUAAGGAAAGAACUAAAAAUGGGUUUAAAGUUCUUAGCACAGUGACCUAUUUAUCCAGACAACAUAUUACAGUGACUGAAUCUGCUAUUGACUGAUUAGCCACGGUGGAUUCCAUUAAUUUCCUAACAAAUGUGAUAACUGAUAAGUCAUCUCCCUCAACAAGCCACACGCCCACUAGUGUACAACUCCCUGGCCCUCUGAAUCUUUUCCUUUCUUUCUUCUUUCAUUCUCCAGCUGGCUCAGUCAUCAGUCCGAUUCUCUGAGUAAACAGAGAGAUAGAUCGGAGAGAAAGAUGACGGCAAUGAGUUAUUUCCUCGAAUCAGUGCUUCCAUUUUCAGUCAUGGUUGGUCUCGAGCUCAUCAGCGUUGGGCUAAACACCCUGUUCAAAGCUGCGACGUUGCAGGGCAUGAGCUACCAUGUCUUCGUCGUCUACGACUACGCUACCGCCGCCCUCGUACUCCUCCCAGCUGUUUACAUCUCUCGCAGAUCCACAAGUGCUCUUCCUCCUUUGACUUCUCGCAUGAUAUGGAAAAUUUGUCUUCUUGGGCUCAUUGGGGGAGCAUCUAAGAUGAUGGGUUACACAGGGAUCAAUUUCAGUUCACCAACACUGUCUUCAGCCUUAAGCAACCUCACUCCAGCUUUUACAUUCAUAUUUGCCGUCAUGUUCAGAAUGGAAAAGGUUACAAUGAGAAGAAGAUCAAGCCAGGCCAAAAUUGUGGGCACCAUAGCUGCAAUCACAGGUGCAUUUGUUAUAACCUUCUACAAAGGUCCUCCAAUUUCCUUUGCCACCACUACACCACCAUCAUCAGUUCUUUCUCAACUUGAUCAACAACCUUUUCAAGUCUCGUCAUCGACAACCCCGAAUUGGAUUCUUGGUUCCGUUUUUCUGACCAUUCAAUACAUACUAAUUCCACUCUGGUGUGUUGUUCUGACUCAGAUAAUGGAGGAAUACCCUGCAGAACUCACGGUAACCUUUCUAUACGACUUGGUAGUAUGCAUCUUUGCAGCAGUUGUUGCUUUGAUUGCUGAAGGAACAUCAUCGAGCGCUUGGUUGCUUGGAUCGAGGAUUGCAUUUGCCUCGGUGUUAUGCUCGGGAGUGUUCGGAUCAUGUAUAAGCAAUGCUAUUGAUGCAUGGGCACUAAGGGUCAAGGGGCCUCUAUUUGUGGCAAUGUUCAGUCCAUUUUCCAUGGUGAUUGCUGUUGUCAUGGGGGUGGUGUUUCUGGGGGAUCCACUGCUUCUUGGAAGCUUAAUUGGAGCAACGAUCAUAUCCGCCGGGUUCUACAUGUUGAUGUGGGGAAAGGCAAAAGAGGUCGAUAAUAGUGAGACCAAAUUAGAAGAUCAGUGUCACAAUAGCAGCAGCCUGCAGGCACCCCACUCUGGAGAGGAUGUUCAUGCCCCUUUGCUGCAAAGCUACAAAACUGAACAAGUAUAACAUGAAUGCAUGUGCAUGAAAUCUAAAUCUUGGAACUUGUAUAAUGUACAGUUUGGUUCAAGUAAUCUCUUAAGAGUUAAGAACCAUUAACGAAUCAUGAAACCUGGGCUGUUCAAAUUCAGCUUCCAUUUGUAUAAUUGUAUCCCUCUGCAUAUGUAAAAGAGUGAGAGCAGCAGAAAGGUAUCUGUUUUACUGUAAUCUGUCGAGUGAAAUGAAAGAAACCUACUAACUUCGUUAUUGUAAAAUGGUGAUGUUUCUUGUCAGAAUUUGUGACAAAAUAUUAUUUGCAUUACAUUUAUGCUCAUUUUCUACCUUUUGUGCAAGUUUACUGAUAAAUUAUGCAACUCAUCAAGCUGUAUUCAUAUACUUAAUAUAUUUUGGGGCUAAUACCACUACAACACCCAAACUAUGACGAAAAUGUCACUUGUAUCAUAUUCUUUUCAAUAUUCCAUUCAUAUCCUGAACUAUUAUAUUUUGUGUCAUUUGUAUCCUGCCAAUUUCGUUGACCGUUAAAGAUAACAGUUGACCAAACGGCGGUCAACUUAACAUUGACUUUUGCUGACGUGGCGGUGCCAAGUCAUUGACACCUCACAUUUUUAAUUUAUAUUAUAUAAAACUUUGAAAAUAAAAAAUUGAAAAUCCUUUAAAUUCAAGAAUAUUACUAAAUAAUAUUCUAAAACCCCAAAAUUCAAAUAAUAAAAAAUCUCCAUUGAUUUCGUCGAUUGUCCCUCUACUAUCUGCUUGGUGCUUUCCCGUCGAUACUCCAAUCGCUGAGCUUGAGGAGCGGAGGAGCUUCGCCAUCCAUGGGUUAGGAUCUCUUCGGAUCUGAAGGUUGUUGCGGUGGUAGAGGAGAGACGAUUCCCCUCCCCAACCUUCGAUUCCCCUCCCCACGACCUUCGGUUCCUCUCAGAUUCACCGGGUAAAGGUAGCAUUCAGGGACUUUGUACAGGACAAGCUCGACGCCAUUGCUUCGCCACCGCGCCCGUGUUCCCAGUGACGGCGCUGAACUCCGCCAGCACCACCGUCCCCCUAGCAACCACCGCGUACUCUCUCUCUCCUCUGAAUCAAAACUUCCGCUCCCUUCGUGCGUCUUCACUUUGAACUAAUUCAUAGGAGGUGGCACGGAUUCCAGUUCCCAAUUGGAAAUUGGGAUUUGUAAGUUUUGUUUGUUGAAUUGGAAUCGGGAUUAGGAAUUUAAGCUUACAAAUAAUGGAGUACCGGCAGGCCAACAAAAGCUUACGGCCAGCGGGAAGGGGUUAAGGGAUGGCCUCUCUCUCUCUCAUCCCCUCCUCUGCUCCACCAUGGUUGCGCUGCAGAUCUGGCCGGCGGGGGGAGAGCAAUGAGGGAGAUGAAGUUUUUUAUUUUUAUUGUUGGUGUUUUAUAGUUCUGUUUUUGUAAGAUUGUUUAAUUUUAUAUUUGGCAAAAAAAAAAGAUUGUUUUUUUUAUUUUUUUAUUAAAUGAAUUAAAAUUCCACGUCAUGUGCCACAUCAAUGCUGACUGGACUUUUUGUUAAAAACUAACGGUCAAAACGAGUCAACUUUAACAGAAAAAUAGUUCAGGACAUAAAUGGAAUUUUGAAUAAAUCGGGAUACAAGUGGCAUUUUUGCGAUAGUUCGGGUGUUGUAGUGGUAUUAGCCCUAUAUUUUGUCAUGAAAUUCUAUUUACCAAUCAACCAAUAGUUUCACGAAAUCUCAUCCAUCAAUCAUAAACCCCAUCAGCCAUACCUAAUUAUGUGAUUGUUGCGGAAUCAAAGAUUUUAAUCAUAUAAAUCACAAUUCUGUAUUGUUUUAAUUCAAAAAGACAUACCAAAUUAUUUUGCACACAACUUAUACCACUGACUAGAUAUUUGCCUAGAAAAUGUGUAUGUCCAAUUACCACAUGUCACGUAGCGAUUUUGAUGUGAACUAUAUGAGUAGAACUCUUUGUUUCAAGAUCAAAUAUAAAGAUGUGAAUAAAUUCAUGUUUAAUAG
Linum trigynum is the source of this 3998-nucleotide messenger RNA. NCBI's taxonomy places the organism in Eukaryota, Viridiplantae, Streptophyta, Magnoliopsida, Malpighiales, Linaceae. The record is from the annotation of a GenBank genome assembly.